This is a messenger RNA of Hydra vulgaris (swiftwater hydra), 4448 nucleotides long. RefSeq names its product phospholipase C, beta H1 (gene plcbh2). NCBI's taxonomy places the organism in Eukaryota, Metazoa, Cnidaria, Hydrozoa, Anthoathecata, Hydridae. The record is from RefSeq and is a predicted model, not a curated record. Gene Ontology annotation, biological process: lipid metabolic process; phosphatidylinositol-mediated signaling; release of sequestered calcium ion into cytosol. Gene Ontology annotation, molecular function: phosphatidylinositol-4,5-bisphosphate phospholipase C activity; calcium ion binding.
UGCAUUUAAAUUACGCAAUAUUUUAAAUAAAUUUGGUCUCAAUAAGAACUACGUGGGAUUUUUUUCCCCGUUUAUUCUGUUCUAAUCCCGGUUAUUGUCAGAUCAAGCUUGACAAGAUUAUGUAAAAAGAGGAAUUAAGUAAUUGAAUGUUAUUAUUACUAUUCAAGAGAAUGAAGUUGUUUCUAAUAGUUUCUUAAACUGCUAUCUUUGUGUUAGCAUACUAUGCCCAACGAAUAUCUUGAGCGUACAAAAAUCGAUGUCCUAAGCUUAAUUUGAAAUGCAAAAUAAAUUCUUCAAUGCAAUAGAAAUUAACGAUAAAGUUAAAGAAGUUUUUCAGAAAGGAGUCUAUGUUAAAAAACUCGAAGAGGACAAAUCUUCAAUAAGUACAUGUUUGCUAAAAAUCGAUGCUUUUGGAUUUUUUCUUUCAUAUCAAGAAAAAGAUAAAGAUGCUUUUUGUAUUGACAUUUGCGACAUCAGCUAUGUUAAAGAUGGUGCAACACCAAAAGCUUUAAACAAGGUUUUUGAGCAAUAUUCAGAUGAAGAAAAAAAUAAUGUUGAUUUUUUGAGCAGAUUUACAUAUAUAUGCUUCGGAACAAACAUUGUCGAAGUGUCUUUUAUCACUUUUGAUUUUAUGACAAAAGAAUUAAAACAGAUUUUUUUUUCAUGUAUUAGCACAAAUUUAACCAAUCAUAAACAUGCAUUUAGAAAUCCAAGUGUUAAGCAAAUGCUUUACAAACAAUAUGUACUUUCAAAAUCAAUGGUGAAUGCUUCUGGAAAAAUUUCAAUGAAAAAUAUUUUUAAAUGUCUAAAUGCAGUUCGUUUUGAGCAAACCACUAUUGAGGGUAUACAAACAGCUUUAUCCUUACCAGUUGGGGAAAUAGAUCCUGAAAUGUUCAGCUUUGAACAGUUUUACAAGCUAUGUUGCCUUGUUUGCCCAAGACCAGAUAUUGAUGAAUUGUUCAUUUCAUUGUUUGGUACUAGGUUAACUGCAGAAAAGUUAAUGAAGUUUUUGAAUGAAGACCAACGUGACCCAAGAUUAAAUGAACAAAUGCAUCCUCAUUGUACGAUUUCAAAUGCAGUAGACCUAAUAAUGGAUUAUGAAAGUAAUGAAGCAUGUAGAACAAAAGAGUUGUUGACUAUUCAAGGAUUUAUUCAAUUAUUACUGAGCAAGGAAAGUGCAGUUUUAAACCCAGAAUGUCUGCUUCUUCGACAUGACAUGAACCAACCAAUCAACCAUUACUUCAUAAAUUCAUCUCAUAACACAUACUUAUUAGGAAGGCAAGUUUAUGGGAAAUCAAGUGUUGAAAUUUAUCGACAAGUUUUAAUUUCUGGAUGCAGGUGUAUUGAGCUUGAUUGCUGGGAUGGUCCUGGAGUUCCAAUUAUUACUCAUGGUAAAGCGAUGUGUACUAAUGUUUUAUUUUCUGAUGUUGUUCAAGCUAUUGCUGAUACUGCUUUUCUCACCUCCCCCUAUCCGGUUGUACUUUCAUUUGAAAAUCAUUGCAGCCUUCCACAACAAAAAAUUCUUGCUGAAAUGUGCAUUAAAAUAUUCGGACCACUGCUGCUUGAUAAACCUUUGGAAUCCAAUCCACUUGAGCCUGGUAUUGAGCUACCAUCUCCAGAACAGUUAAAAUAUAAAAUACUCAUUAAAAACAAGAAACUAGCAUCCAAUGAUGAAAUGCAGUUUUCAAAUGGAAAAUUGAAUUCUUCUGCUAAUAUUUCUUACGAUAUACCAGUAGAAAUGCCAGAAACAAAUACUUCUAGUUAUAGUUCUUGUGAUGUGCCAGAUUUGGAAAGUGAAAGUGAAAUGGAACAUGAUAAUUGUUUUAAUGAAGAUGAUCUAAGUAGAAUGGUUACUGAAGAUAAUUUUGAAACAAAGCUGAAUGAAAAAAUGGAUCAAUUUGCAAAACAAGUUUAUUCAGAAAGUUCUUCUAAUAACCAGCCUGUGAUGAGGCGUCGAUCUACACAAGAAUUCAAUCUUAAAAAAUAUAAAUUAUCAAAAAUUGCUGAAAACUGUGUAGUUGAUGAUUCUGAAGAUGAGAUAAUCCUCACUAAGUUUGGUUCUAACCCCUGUAUUGCAUCAGCUUUAAAUGAAGAAGUAAAUUCUAACACCACAACUUCAGUGUUAGAAUGCGAAGAUAAUAGUUCUCAUUUCCCUUCCAAAUGGCGAUCACACAGUGUUGCACCAUUGAAUCAGUCUGAGAUUGAGGCAGUAGAUAUUAAACGAAGAGCAAUAAGUGACAUUUCAGACAUUGAAACUUCAAAAAAAGUUUCAAGUAUGUCUACGGUAAUGAGCAAUCUUCCGGAUAACAGCAUUAUUACAAGUGUUAGUGGGAAAGUUGAUCCUCUCCUCUCUUCAUUAAUUAAUUAUGUACAACCUCAAUCUUUCAAAGGUUUUGAAUAUGCAGAAGAGCAGAAAAAGCAUUACGUUAUGUCAUCGUUUUCAGAAUUAGAAGGACUAAAACAAUGUACAGAAAAUCUCACAGAUUUUGUUUUAUAUAACAAGAGACAGUUUUCCAGAAUAUAUCCAAAGGCAACAAGAGUAGAGAGUACAAACUAUGUGCCUCAGGUUUUCUGGAAUGCUGGCUGUCAAUUUGUUGCAUUAAAUUUGCAAACACCAGAUUUGUCUGUGCAAUUGAACCAGCAAAAAUUUGAGUGCAAUUUUAAUUGUGGAUAUCUUUUAAAACCUGUUAAAUAUCGUGAGACUGAUUCAAAUUUUGACCCAUUAACUGAAAAUCCAAUAGAUGGGAUUAUUCCAUUAACUGUUGAAAUUGAGGUGAUUUCUGGUCAGUAUCUUUCUGAAAAAAAAUGUAUGACAUAUGUGCAAAUAGAUAUGUUUGGUUUAUCGGCAGACACAACAAGAAAGAAGCGAACAAAUCUAAGUGAAUCAAAUUUAAUGAAUACUGUUUAUCCUAAGACUGUAUUUAAAUUUGAUAAGAUUGUUUUUCCUGAGAUGGUUCUUGUUCGUUUUACUGUGUAUGAUGAAUCAGAUAAGUUGUUAGGACAAAGAGUUUUACCAUUGGAAGGUAUAAAAUCAGGCUAUCGGCAUAUAGCGAUGCGCACAGAGACAGGUCAUUUCUUGCCAUUAACCACUUUGUUUGUUAAGUUUACAUUUAAAAUAUAUAUUCACGAAAAGUAUGAAGAUGCUGUGGAAGAGUUGUUCAAUCCAAACAAAUAUAAAUUGCUGGCUGAACAUCGAGCUUCUCGUAUUGCAAAAAAAUUAGAGGAUAUGCUGCUUUCAGAUGAGGAUAUCAUUGUUCAAAAUCCAAAGUUAAUUCAAAUAUGUGGUGAUCAAGUCAAUAGCACCUCUACUGAAACAAAACGAAAAUUAAGCGUGAGCUCAAUGGGUUCUAGCUUGAAUCAUCCAAGCUUAAUUACUUCAAAUACAAUUGACAAUUCAUCAAUAAAAAUGAAAAGUUUUAGUUUAACUUUUGAUGAAAGCAACAAUGGGAAUAGAAUGUUAGAACUUUGUGAGGAUGAAUUCUUGAAAGAAAGAAAAAUUGAUGAUUUUAAGUUAGAUAAGAUGUUUUUGCGUAUUGCAAAAAAAAAUGGUAAAGAAGUGGAUAUUCUUAAACAAAAUCAUCGCAAGGAACGUAAAUUAACCGAAAGCUUUUAUGAUGAAGAAAUUUCAAAAUUACAAAUGUAUUAUGAUAAAACAUUAGAAAGCGAGUUAAAAUCAUUUGAAAAAAGUUUACAAAAAAUCAACACCAAAGAAGUCCAAGCAAGUUACCAAAAAAUAGUAGAAGACGUUUCAAUUAAAUUUGAUAAAAGUUCCAGAAAAAUUAUUGACACUCAAAUGAUGGAAUUAAAAGAGAAGUAUCUAGAAAAAACAAAGAUUUGGAAAACUGAAAAAGUGGGAAAGAUAUCUGUUAUUGUUGAAGAGCAAAAAAAGGCUCUGAAAAUAAUGGUUGAUGAGCAUAUUGAAAAAGAAGCUCGAAUCAAGUAUUCUCAUUCUAUACAACAAAUAGAUUUAAUAGGUAAACUAUUAAAGAUGGCACAAGAAAAUGAUAUUAAAAAACUUGCAGAAAUAAAUGAUAAAGAACUAUCAGAUUUGACAAAGGCACAAGCGCGUGAUUCGAUCCAAAGUAUUAAAGAUUUAGAAAAAGAGUUUGAAAACAGUAAAAUGGAUCGCAUUAAUAAAGAGAAAAUUAAACGUGAGAGAGACAAAUUAAGAAUUGAGGAGUUUGGUAUGCAGAGAAGAAAGCUUGUUCUAAAUCAGCAGAAACGACAAGAAAAGCUCAUUGAAAAGCAUAAAAAUGAAAAUAAACAAUUUGAAGAUCAACGGAAAGAGAUAAUUCAACUCGGCUACGAGCCAAUUAUCCGACAUAUUAAGCAAGCCCAAACGUUGAUAAGUCUUCAUCAACAGAAAUUGUAAUUUUUUAUGACUUUUUAUAAGUAUUUUUUUAUAUUUUUGUAAAUUAUUUUUUUAUAACUUCAAGUAAAUAUAUUUA